Messenger RNA from Peromyscus leucopus (white-footed mouse), 1659 nucleotides. RefSeq names its product POP4 homolog, ribonuclease P/MRP subunit (gene Pop4). The record is from RefSeq and is a predicted model, not a curated record. NCBI's taxonomy places the organism in Eukaryota, Metazoa, Chordata, Mammalia, Rodentia, Cricetidae. Gene Ontology annotation, molecular function: ribonuclease P RNA binding. The transcript is spliced from 7 exons. Gene Ontology annotation, cellular component: ribonuclease P complex; ribonuclease MRP complex. Gene Ontology annotation, biological process: tRNA 5'-leader removal; rRNA processing.
AUGCACCGCCAGAGCCCGUCGCGCUUCGAUGGCGUCACGCAAGGCGCCGUAUCCGAAAUCUGGUCGCAUCCAUUGAUGCCGCCUGGAACAACUGUGAUUUACCAUGCCUUUUCUCAUAAAGAAGCCAAGGAGCAUGAUGUACAGGAGCUGGGGAGCCAGCAAGACUGUGAGAGCCAUCUGCAACGCAAGGCUGUGGUCUUCGAAUACUUCACUCGUCAGAAGCCAAAGCAGCAGCAAAAGAAAUCCAAAGGCCUCACUGCCAAACAGAGGAGAGACAUGAGGCUCUUUGACAUUAACCCAGAGCAACAGAGAUACAGUCUCUUCCUCCCUCUGCAUGAACUCUGGAAGCAGUACAUUCGUGACCUGUGCAAUGGGCUUAAGCCAGACACGCGGCCGUAGAUGAUUCAGGCCAAGCUCCUAAAGGCAGAUCUUCACAGUGCUGUUAUUUCAGUCACGAAAUCCAAGUGCCCCUCCUAUGUGGGGGUCACAGGAAUCCUUCUGCAGGAGACAAAGCAUGUCUUCAAGAUCAUCACCAAAGAAGACCACCUGAAAGUUAUCCCCAAGCUAAAUUGUGUGUUCACCAUAGAAAUGGAUGGCUUUAUUUCCUACAUUUAUGGAAGCAAAUUCCAACUUUGUUCAAGAGAGAGGUCUGCCAAGAAAUUCAAAGUAAAGGGAACGAUUGACCUGUCAACUCUCUGCCACUGGAGACAGAAGUCACUGGCAGCUGAGAACUGGAAAUACUUUAAAUACCCACUUUUCCAUGAAAGCUUUCUGUCCAGGGAAAGCAGACUGGCUGAAGAACUUUGAGCAACACAAGAAGAAGUCAGGGGUAGAGAUUUGCCUCUCCAUGGAGGAAAGACUAGCAGAAAAUGCACCAGGACUAACCCUGGGUGAUUUGAGGAAGGGCACCGUUAGGUUCUAUCCUUCAUACUUUCCUGUGUUUCAUACAUUCUGUGCUGAAUCAGUUAUUCAGUUAAUAACAGGCAUAAAUGGGCUCAAACAAAAGAAUCAUUCUUGACUUUCUGGGUUGAAAGGGAAGGGGCUUUUGUGACUCCUCAUCCCAUGGCCAUCUACCACCUUUCAUUGCUUUCACAGUGUGGAACAUCAUGGAUCUGACUGGAAGUCAGUCCUGCUCCAAACUCUGCACUGCCUACAGUUGGCUGCUCUCACACGAAGGCAUAGUGAGCUUGCUAGAGGCUCAGGGCUUCACUGCAGCAGUCAGAAUGGAGCAGAGAGGCAGGUCUGCCAGUACCUGUUGGCUACUAUUUGGAUAGAUUAGCCAAUGUAUCCAGCAAUGAUACCUUUGGCAUCUUAGUUCCAUUUUUGCUGCUGAAAUUAUAACUUUUCUACUGUGUAAGGCCAGAUGAGGUCUUUCUGCACAAGGCAAUUGGAACUGCAGGUCAGGGCCAGCAUGAGAAAUGGGGGGUGGGGGGGGGUCCAGCCACUCAUUGCCAGUAUUAGGGAGACCUUGUCCUUGAAACCUGGUUCAGAGGCAUCAGUUGUCCCUUGCUUGUAAGAAGUAUCUGCUGGCCAGCUCAGAAACUUGCCCUGUCAAUAAUAAGUGACAACCCAUCCAACCACUCACCCCAAGUAAGCGGUGUGCUGGUAGUCAAUUCCUUGGUGCCUCCCACUCAGACUACACUGGAUGGAAGAGGAAUG